Coffea eugenioides is the source of this 1083-nucleotide messenger RNA. Its product is annotated as 8-hydroxygeraniol dehydrogenase-like. Lineage: Eukaryota; Viridiplantae; Streptophyta; Magnoliopsida; Gentianales; Rubiaceae. The coding region runs from base 4 to 1083 and encodes 359 amino acids. Gene Ontology annotation, molecular function: cinnamyl-alcohol dehydrogenase activity; zinc ion binding. The record is from RefSeq and is a predicted model, not a curated record. The transcript has 5 exons. Gene Ontology annotation, biological process: lignin biosynthetic process.
AGGAUGGCCGGAAAAAAUGAGGUCAGGACCUACGGAUUGGCAGCUAGAGAUACCUCCGGCGUCUUCUCUCCCGUCGAAUUCGCCCGAAGGGCAACAGGAGAGGAGGAUGUUAGAUUUAAGGUGCUCUAUUGCGGAAUUUGCCACGCCGACCUUCACUCAGCCAAGGAUGACUUUGGCCAUACUUCAUAUCCAGUUGUACCAGGGCAUGAAAUCGUUGGUGAAGUAACUGAGGUAGGGAGCAAGGUAACAAAUUUCAAGAUUGGAGACAAAGUUGGAGUGGGCUGCUUUGUUGGAUCAUGCCGCUCGUGCGAGCAAUGUUCAAAUGAUUUAGAGCCUUACUGCCCCAAGCGGGUCAUGACCUAUGGUUCCAUUGAUGAAGAUGGAACUCGAACUCGCGGAGGAUACUCUAACGAGAUGGUGGUGAAAGAGCAUUUUGCCAUUCGGUGGCCGGAGAACCUCCCUCUUGACGGGGGUGCUCCGCUGCUUUGUGCUGGCUGUACUUUGUAUAGUCCAUUGAUGUACUAUGGAUUGUCCAAACCAGGAACCCAUUUGGGAAUUGUUGGCCUGGGUGGAUUGGGACAUGUUGGUGUUAAAUUUGCCCAGGCAAUGGGGCUAAAAGUAACAGUGAUCAGCAGCUCAAAUAGGAAGAAGGCGGAAGCCGUCGAUCGUCUUGGAGUUGACUCGUUUUUGGUCAGCACUGAUCCAGAACAAAUGCAGACUGCAAUGGGCACAUUGGAUGGUAUCAUUGACACGGUGUCUGCCUUCCAUCCGGUCAUGCCAUUAAUUAGUCUCCUAAAACCUCAUGGGAAGCUUAUUGUGGUCGGUGCACCAAAUAAGCCGCUCGAAGUAGAAAUCAUUCCCCUACUUACGGGGAGAAAAAUGAUUGGAUCAUCUGCUGCUGCGGGGAUAAAAGAGACUCAAGAGAUGAUUGAUUUUGCAGCAAAGCACAAUAUCACUGCAGAUGUUGAGGUCAUUCCUGCGAAUUAUGUUAACAAAGCAAUGGAACGUCUUGAGAAGGGAGAUGUUAGAUACCGAUUUGUCAUUGAUAUUGGAAAUACUCUCGCGGCUGCUCCAAGCACCUGA